Molecule: messenger RNA, 3594 nt
Organism: Westerdykella ornata
Lineage: Eukaryota; Fungi; Ascomycota; Dothideomycetes; Pleosporales; Sporormiaceae
Exons: 2
Coding region: 1-3594 (1197 amino acids)
Source: RefSeq, a predicted model, not a curated record
AUGCCCUCCCCCCCACCACCGUACUCCCCGGGGCAAAGCCAUUCCAUAUCGCAAGCCGUCACUUCCUCUCCUCACCUAUCAGGCCAUGCAUUCCCGCAUGCGCAGAACCAACCCAUGAGUGCACAUGGGUCCGACUACAACCCCUCCAGACCCGUCUCGAGCUUCACAAGCAGUCGGCCAGGAUCCAUGGUGGUUCCUCAAAGCGCGACGAGUGUCACGUCCAAUCCCCAAUUUCCACCUCCGCCCCCUCGUCCUGGGGAACGAUCAGCGUCUCGUGACAAGUCACACUCAAAAUUCAGCCUAUCUGCGUUUAGGAACAGGAAUUCGGAAGCUAGUGCAGGCCCUAGCAAUAUCGAGUCAUUGCGUGUCAAUACUACAGAAGCCAUUUCCCGUGCUCCGGCAUCUCCAGGAAUCCCGCCGAAUAGGGCGAACCAAGGAUUCUUUUCGAAUACAUUUCCCGAGUCACCUAUAAUCAGGCCUCCGGCUUCCCGUCGAGCAGUGUCGGCCGGAUUUGCGGAAACCAGGACACCAAUUGAACAGUCGCCCACGCCUAUUCAAGGCGCAUGGGAUCGUAGUAUACCCCUCCCUCCACCUCCACCGGGACCGCCGCCUAGCAGUUCAAGAUCCCAGAGCCUAGGACCUCGCGGCUUCGAGCCUUCGUCGAGUCGAGUUGAACCACCGGGGCCGUCCGCACCUCCCACUCGUAGACCAGGCCAGAGCGUUCUCACCCCGAUUCCCCCAACUCCAAUAGGAUGGCAAGAGGAACAAUCUCGAAAUCGAUCAAAAUCACCAGCCGCACGUGGGUUGUCUAUUGAUACCAGUCCACAGGUAAUACUCUCGCGGACACGGCCUCCGCAAGUCCAGGAAGUCGAGGAUACUUCGGUGUCGUCAGGUCCUACCGCAUCGACAUCACACUCCAAUGGCACGCUGUACCGGAUCCCAGGUAAGCGGGAGUCCAGCACCCGUGGCAUUCGCGAGCGUCGGAGUGAAAGCCGUGCCGCCCGUGAGCGCGUCGAGCCCAGCAAUAAUCCCUGGGCACAGGAUAUGGAGGCCGCCUCAGCGAAACCCGCGGAUCUGGUUAUAGGAACUCCUGAUGGCUCUCUGCAUCGUCGUGGCGCUGUCACCAAAGGCACUCCGCGCAGUGGCGGUUUCCGAUCUCCCAGAAGCUCCCAGCUGAUGGAAGAUGCCACAUCGGCUCAUUCGACACCGCGAAUGAUUGAUUCCUCGAGGAGAUUGCCAUCCGGCGCUUCCGCACCAACCCCUCCUUUCUCGCCAGGUACGGAUACUUUCUAUAACAGUCAAUUCCGAAAGGCUCCAGCUUCCUUGCCUACGAAAGCCCUUCCUACUCCUCCUCUACGCUAUUACGGCGACGACCAUGGUGCGGACCUGACUAUUGACUCAGCAACUGCAAAUCGAGCGAUAUCUCAGACGUCUCAACUCUCGGAUGCGAGACCGGAAGAGUCCUCUGCAAGCACGCCAAGGCCAGCACAUCCCGAUAGUUUCGCUCAAGCAUCGAUCGAACGUCAUCGCCAGUUCAUCGAGAAAGAACUUGCUGCUCAAUCAGAUGCUGAGAAACUCGAGCUUUUCGCACAGUUCAUUGUCGCCGAGUCCAGGCUUCGGCGCGACAGGUAUUCGCAGGCCUUCGACGCCAUGGCGGGCGAUAUCCUCGACUUGACCAGAGACCUGUGGCGGUCAUACGGAAAUACGGGACGGAGGUCCACAACUCCUGCUGGCCAAAGUGCAUCUGUGCCCAGCGGUCGAAGAUCUCAGGCAUCUACUGUGGGAGAGUCGCCAGAUGCCCGCUUCUCACACUCGGUUCCAACCACUGCCGCUAGUCCCGCGUCGUCUGUAGCUAACUUUACUCCUUAUACUGAACCAGCUUCGCCCGCUAGCGCAUCCAGCCAAAGAGGACGCGACCAACCAUGGAACAACAACUUCCAGCCUUGUCUGUCGCCCAUCCCUAGCAUGGCCAUGAGCACCGUUCCAGACGAGGAAGACUCGCGAGGCCGUUCUGCAAGCCGGUGGUGGGAAGCUAGCAACGAUGGUGCAUCUUCGGGCAUUGGCGGUAGAAGACUAGAAAGAAGCAAGAGAGAGUCAAAGUACAUGGGCUUGGUCAAGGAGGCACGAGAGUCUCUUCAGUGGGCCGAGGACACUCAGGCAUCACCUGCAUACCGCACAGGAGCCAGGGACGCACACACAUACGGACCCAACGAGUAUCCACCGGAGAAGGUUGGGCUGCAUGAAGGGGCACAAUCGUCAUCUACUCAAUCCCAAGGCUACUAUCAUAGUCCUGCACCCACGACGCCGGAUCCACACAAACUAGACGUUUCGAGGUUGGUGACGCUUCCGCCCCCGUAUCCGCGACAUCAUCCAGCGGUCAAUAACAGUCAUCCUGACCUUGCUUCCAUUCGAAAUCACCUGCGAAGUCUAUCAGACCUCGAGGAGGUGAAGACUACGAAAGAGCGAUUCAAAGCCAAGAUACAAACGCGCAAGGAGCGGGAAUCUGCGGCUCUGGCAGAUCGAAAAGCACAACUCCGGUAUAACAUCCAAGAAAACGUGCAGAAUGGCGUGAUGACGUUUGCGGAGGCGGCACAGGCCGAAGCCGAAUUCCAAGCCCGCGAAGACAAGACAGCUCAGGAUGCGGUUCAGAACAUCUUCGACACCUUCCAGACCGAGGUAGCGAACCCUCUUCAUGCACUAUUCUGCGAGCGUAUCACCAAAGUGUCGGCAUCCAUUGAGCAUCUGAAAGGGAAACUGUCGAGCGAUGCACAAGAGAUCAAUCCGAACCAGACGCAGGAAGAAGGCGAUGAACAACCAGAACUGCUCGAGAUGCUGACGUUGCUAAAAUGGCUUUUUGAAUGCCGCGAACAGCUCCACAAGGAGAUGUUCGAGCUCGAAGACGAGCGCAACGAUCUCUACAAGGACAUCAUCGUGCUCCCCUAUGUGCAGAGCAAAAACGACCAAAAGGUGAAAGAAGCAACCGAGUUCUUCUCCCGCGAUGCGCAGGACAGGAAAGUCGUGUUCGAGAAGGAGAUACUCAGAAGAUAUGAGGAUUUCCUCAACGUCAUCGAAGCGAAUGUCACAAGAGGGGUGGAAGCGCAGUUAUCCGCGUUCUGGGACAUCGCGCCUGGGCUGCUGGACAUCGUGCAGCAGGUGCCCCGGCGAUUGGAAGGGUUCGAUAUCGUGAUCCCACCGCAAGAGUACGAAGAAACGCCUGCCUAUCACGAGUUCCCGCUGCAGUAUCUGUAUACGCUGCUCGCGCAUGCCGGGCGCUCGGCGUAUCAAUUCAUUGAGUCGCAGACGAAUCUGCUAUGUCUGCUGCAUGAGGUCAAGACGGGAGUUAUGACGGCGAGUUCGAGGUUACUGGAGACGCAGCGGGCGAUCGAGGGGGAGGAUCGUGAGAGCGUGGACCGGGAGACGAGAGCUAUUAGGGAGGAUGAGGAGAGGAGGUUGACGGAGGAUUUGAAGGAUAAGGUUGGCUUGGUCGAGAGUCAGUGGGAUGAGGCGCUGGGGAAGGGGCUCGAGGAUUGCAAGGCUAGGGUUGAAGCGUUUUUGUUGCAGCAGGGAGGGUGGGACGAUGGACUGCAGGAGUGA